This is a messenger RNA of Zingiber officinale, 1338 nucleotides long. RefSeq names its product adipocyte plasma membrane-associated protein-like. The record is from RefSeq and is a predicted model, not a curated record. The transcript is spliced from 6 exons. Lineage: Eukaryota; Viridiplantae; Streptophyta; Magnoliopsida; Zingiberales; Zingiberaceae. Gene Ontology annotation, molecular function: strictosidine synthase activity. Bases 142 to 1221 code for a protein of 359 amino acids. Gene Ontology annotation, biological process: biosynthetic process.
CAAUUGUGGCCGAAUUGAUCCGGCUAUAAUUGGUGAUCCACUUUUUACGGAGAGGAGUAUCUGCGAUCAACACCGCACAAUAAUUCUCUCUCCCAUUUUCAUUUCAUCUUCAGGAGAUCGUAGACGGGAGCGGCGAGAAGCAUGUCCCGGUGGCUUCUGGUGGCGGCCGCCGCCGCCGUCGCCGUCCUGGCGGUCUAUGUCCACGUUUCACUCAACUCUCCCAUCUCACCUCUUCCCCUACGCCUUCCUGUCUCCCCCUUCAACUUCCCUUCCAACAACCUUCUCCAGGCGGUGGAGAAGCUGGGAGAGGGGAAACUGCAAGGCCCGGAGGACGUCUACGUGGACGGCGAUGGCACGCUGUACACCGCCACGAGGGACGGCUGGAUCAAGCGGAUGCUCGCGAACGGAUCGGGUUUCGAGGAAUGGAUGCUGGCGGGCGGGGGAGGCCUCCUCGGCCUCGCUCUGGCCACGGACGACCCUGACGGAGUCCUCGUUUGCGACGCCUAUAAGGGCUUGAUAAAGGUGGGUACGGAGGGAGUGGUCAGUCUCGCUUCCCACGUGGAUGGUACCAGAAUAAGAUUCGCGGAUGACUUGGCGGAGGCUUCCGAUGGCAGCAUCUACUUCAGCGACGCGAGCAGUACGUUCGAGUUCCAUGAUUGGUUUCUCGACUUUCUCCAGGCCACGCCUACUGGAAGGCUCCUCAAGUACGACCCGGAAACUAAGGCCACCUCGGUGGUGCUCGAUGGCCUUUCCUUCGCCAACGGCGUCGCACUGUCCGCGCAGCAAGACUUCGUCGUCGUGUCCGAGUCAUCAAAAUUUAGAUGUUUGAAGCAUUGGCUGAAGGGGGACAACAAAGGGCAGACUGAAAUCUUCAUCGACAAUCUCCCAGGAUCUCCGGACAACAUCAAGCUCGCACCUGAUGGAUCUUUCUGGAUCGCGAUAUUGCCGCCGACACCAAAAGGAUUCAACUGGAUCCACGCGUCGCCGACGGCCAAGAAAGUGAUCGCUGCAUUCCCGACGCUCCUCAAGGCCGCCAAGGCCAUGUCCUUGAAGGGAGGUGCCAUGGUUGUCAAUGUUGGGAGCGACGGGAAGAUGAGGAGGAUGCUCGAUGAUUCCGAAGGCAAGGUGAUGAAAUUCGUCACGUCGGUAUUGGAAUUCGAUGACCACCUCUACUUGGGUAGCCUGGUUAACGACUUCGUGGGCAAGAUACGGCUGAAAUGAUCGUCCAUGUUCUUGGAUCAUAUAUCUAGUUUGUUUUAGUUUUGAUACCUCAAGACAAUAUUUCGUACAACAGUCCAGACCUUGUCCUCAAUGACAGCGGUUAAAAUAGUUAAAAUA